Molecule: messenger RNA, 3639 nt
Organism: Hemicordylus capensis (graceful crag lizard)
Lineage: Eukaryota; Metazoa; Chordata; Lepidosauria; Squamata; Cordylidae
Gene: JOSD1
Product: Josephin domain containing 1
Exons: 5
Coding region: 845-1453 (202 amino acids)
Biological process (GO): protein deubiquitination
Molecular function (GO): cysteine-type deubiquitinase activity
Source: RefSeq, a predicted model, not a curated record
GGAGGGCGCGUGCGUGAGAGGGAUCCGUUCCCUUCCCCUCGCUCCAAAGGGGCCCGCCUGGGUGGCGCGGGGGGGGGCAGAAGGAGGUUUCCCCAUUCUGUGUUGGCUUGUGGGGUUGCCCCCCUGCACGAGAUCUUCCCUCCCCCACACACCAUCCUGGGGAGUUUCUCUCGCCUUCCCGCAACCUCUGGCACACAAGAAGUGUUGGCAACUGAGUUUUCUGUUUAGUGAAGGUGGAACUGCUUUUCUCCUCCUGUCCUGGAAGAGGCACUUCCCUACCUCUUGGCAUUGGUCGUUUUGGGACACAACCGCUCCCUCAAGAAUGGAAUGAUGCUACUCUGGGAGUAGCUGCUGAUGGAAUGAUGCUGCUCUGGGACCCUUGUAUUCCUUUUGGACAACAAACACUUGCCCUUGCUUAAUUACACACUUUCCCCCUAUAUUUUUGAGUUUGAGUAUAUUAUCAGAGGUAGGCUGUGGAUCUUUGUCUUAGUGGCAUCAUUGACCAAAGGAAAUGGAGGAAAAGGAGCGAUGUGAUAAAUUCCAUUUGACAUUCUGAUGUUAAGGCCAUGUAAAUUCUAAACAUAAUUUUCAAGGGGAGAACAAGAGAAAGAGUGGAAUAUACAAAGGGCAGCUUCUUGCAAGCUGAAGGAGGGUGGAAGGGGGGAAAUGAUUCAGAUCUUUAAGUUACUUUUGCAGCCAUCCAGUAAAGACAAUCAUUAAAGCCGCAGCAGGUUUGACACUUAUGUGAGCUGUCUGUAAAAGGGGCUAGUUCUUUAAUUUUUGUGUGCGGAGAAAGACUUCACAAACCAUUGUUUCCCACCUUCGCAUCCUACACUACGAAAAAAUGAGUUGUGUGCCAUGGAAAGGUGACAAAACCAAAUCAGAAUCAUCAGAAUCACCACAGCUGAUGCCUGUGCGUAUUUAUCAUGAAAAACAACGCAGGGAGCUGUGUGCCCUCCAUGCCCUAAAUAAUGUCUUCCAGGAUGGCAAUGCCUUCACACGAGAUACGCUACAGGAGAUUUUCCAGAGGUUGUCUCCCAAUACCAUGGUGACACCACACAAGAAGAGCAUGCUGGGAAAUGGGAACUAUGACGUGAAUGUCAUCAUGGCAGCUCUUCAGACCAAAGGCUAUGAAGCAGUUUGGUGGGAUAAGCGCAGGGAUGUUAAUGUAAUUGCCCUUUCUAAUGUGAUGGGCUUCAUUAUGAAUCUGCCCUCAAGUCUCUGCUGGGGUCCCUUGAAACUUCCCCUUAAACGCCAGCAUUGGAUCUGUGUCCGGGACGUGGGCGGUACCUACUACAACCUUGACUCCAAACUCAAGGUGCCUGAAUGGAUUGGAGGUGAAAGUGAGCUCAGGAAGUUUUUGAGACACCAGCUGCGAGGAAAGAAUUGUGAACUUCUGUUGGUGGUGCCUGAAGAGGUGGAAGCACAUCAGAGUUGGAGAGCUGAUGCAUGACCUGCAAGCAUCCUGUUCUCGCACUACAGUACUGGUCCCUCUCCCCCACCAACAUCUAAUGUUCUGUGAUGUGGAAAUGUGGAUGUGCUUGGACUCCUCUUCCUCUCAAACAUUGGAGUUCUGUGGUGGUGUGAGCUUCCAUUCUGGGGGCGCAAUAAGGCACCACAAGGUAUCGUCAGGGCCAACAUGAAGAACAGAAGUUGGAUGCUUCAUGGGGGAAGAGGAGGAGACGGAAGGAAGAGAGCCAUGUCUAUGCUUCUAAUUAUACUGCAUAGUGUGCUUUAGGAUUGGGGUGUUGGACUCCUCCCCUUAAAUUUACUGCUUUCCCUUUCUUUCCCUUGGUCUUAAGAGACUAUAUAGUGGGUUGCACACUACUGACUCCAGAAGUUCCCAAAGUUCAUUUGGGUGGAUGGUGUGUCUUUCCUUCAGGGGAGGGCUGGGGCCAAGCAUGUUCCCUCCAUAUCAUGUCUCCUAACAAAACAUUUUGAAGAAAUUUGCAAACGAUAUGGGUCUCAGGAAACUCUAGAUACUCUUAGCAAUGGUAUGGUGCUUGUGGAUUCCCCUUUUGUAAAAGUAAUUGUGCCAAGGUUAGCAGAUAUGUAGACCAAAUGGGACCAUCAUGGGAACUCCCUAUAGACGUUUUAGGGUUUUCCUAUCUCAUACUCCUAUUAUAAACACACACUUUGAUAAGAUCACAAAAGACUGAGUAGCUUGGGGAAGAGGUAAAUGGCCAAUGCUUAUUUCAAAGUUUCAAGUAUUUUUGUGGGGUGAUCUGGUUACAGCCUGCAUAUAUUUUUCCUGUCUUGUUUGUUCUGUAAUGCAGAUAUUCACUGAGCAGGUAAGAAAGCAGCAGCCUUUGGAUGGAAUCAUGAAAUAAAAGGGAAGACUAGUCAAGUUUUAGCAAGGUACUAAGCCUUAGGAAGCUGAUUGAAGGGCAAAUGUUAAUUUCCAAGAAGUGGUAGGAGGAAAAAGAUCAAAGGGCUAGAUUUCUGUUGCUCCUGUCAAGAGAAUGUUUCAUCGAGUCUGCUGGGAGUGGGGAAGGAAACUCUUUCCAUCAUAGGGUGAGCCACAUUCUUCCAUUGUGAUUGGCAGGCGAAUAAUUCCCUGAAUUAAUCACCCUCUUCUCUCCUUGCUCGGCCACCAAUAAGUGAAAGAGUAAGGACCCCAGCUGAAAACUGACUUACUUUUCCUUGUCACCUUAUCCAGGUCUUGUGUGUAGUAUAUUCUUGUCAGUUUGUAGAUGAAAUGGAGAUUAGGAUGAACUCUUGCAUUAUUGACUCUUCCUUGAGCCCAGGUUACUCUGUUACAUUUUUCAUUAUUAGUGCUUUUUGCCAACUUCAUUUUCAGUAGAUUUGAAACCACAGAAAUAGAGCCCAUCUUUCAGCAUUUCAGGCUCUGGGGCAAUUUACAAUUAACACAAAGGGAGGGCUGCAUCUGACCCUUCUCACUUCCAAGGGUGCAUUUGGCCUGCCCAUCCUAAAUAUGAGCAAGAUGCACACCUUCUGCUAAGCCAGCAUUCCAAGUAUCUAAACUUCCAUCACUGUUGAAUGCAGCAUGCAAGUAGCAUCAAGAUAAGAGUGAUCUUAUUUGGCCUCUGGACAGCCUCUAGGCAAUAUAAUGGAAAACCGAGUGGCUCUUCUUUGCAUGUACUACAGUAAAAGCCCUCCCCUUUGUUCUGGAUUACACAUUCCAAUUACCAAAACCAGCUGGCAGAAUUUGUACAUGUACACACACACACUUCUCACAAGCAGAACAUCAGGCCUGCAGUUCUGCUUCUGACUUGAAGCCAUUUUUUUCCAAGAGUGUUUAAAAAUUCUCGGCAGGAAAGACUAUUCUCUAUGCUGACUGAAAUAGCACUUUGGAGAGACCCUGUUUGCAUGGAAGCCAGUGCACAAUAUGCAAAUAUCUUUUUAAAAACUUGUUUCUCUCCUCUUUAUUUAUGCCAUUGUUCUGUCCCUAGGGAAAGUGGUGUGGUUCAGCAGCUCAGGAAAAGGGAACAUGUGAUCACACACCCCUCUGGAUCAGAGUUAUGGCAACAGAGGAAAGGAACUAGCCCAGUCCCAUUGCUUGGGAAUGGAGAAGCCCAUAACUGUGUUAUUGCUUGUUUGAUUUUGUUAUAGCCUUGUCUUGGGUUUGUUUACAGAGAUGUAUUUUGUUUAACCAAAUAUUAAAAACGAAAAAACCUU